AUGACCCGAAAACGGGCAAUCGAUCUCACUGGAGCCGAUGGCUUGGACAAUGAAAAGCGAAUACGGCUUUUAGGAAUCAUUGAUCGACUCCGAGAACUGGGUAUCAGUGAGAAUGUCUCUCUUCCUCAGCUCGUUGUAGUUGGUGAUCAGUCGAGCGGAAAAUCAUCCCUUCUGGAAGGUCUAACCGGUCUUUCGUUCCCGGUGGCUAGUGAGCUUUGUACAAGGUUUGCUACCCAGAUUGUCUUGCGCCGAGCGCCAGCACAGGAAGGCGAGGCAAGGAUUACAAUCAUCCCCGGGCCAACUUCGCGUCUCGAUGAGACUUUGAACCAGCGUCUUCUUGGGUUCGAGAGAAGACUGGCAGCUGUGGAUUUUGGAUGCCGAGAGUUUGAAGACAUAUUCAAUGAGGCAGCUACAUGUAUGGGGAUUGAGCUUUCGGGCCCAGACCAUCGCCACCUCAGUGUUGUGGACGUUCCGGGCUUGUUUCAUAAUCCUACAAAGUUCCAGACCGAAGAGGACCGCGCGAUUAUUCGGAAGCUAAUCGAGGAUUAUAUGACGGACAAGCGUACCAUCAUUCUGGCUGUUAUGGACGCACGCAAUAACCUUGCCAACCAAGAAGUCUUUUCCAUGGCACGCGCCGCUGACUCAGCAGGUAAACGGACCGUUGGGAUCAUCACCAAAUGCGAUGCUCUCCAAGCAGGGGACGAAGCCGGUGUUCUACGUAUCGCCAAAAAUGAAGUUGAACGCCUCACCCACGGGUGGUUUGCUGUUAGAAAUCGCUCUACACAGGAGCUCAAUGAGGGUGUCACCAUCGAGGGCCGACACGAAAGAGAGAGACGGUUCUUCUCAACAACCCCGCCUUGGACUGAGCUCAAAAGGGACCGUGUAGGUAUCAAUGCAUUGAAGUCCUUCCUAGGUCAUCUUUUGUACGACCACAUCCGUUCUGAAUUCCCGGCCGUUGUGGCGGAUAUUGAACGACUUUCACUGGAAACUCAAAAGGAAUUGGAGAUUCUUGGUCCCUCCCGUCAAACCCCUGCAGAACAGAGACGAUUCUUGACACGUAUCUCAUCCACUUACCAGAACGAGGUUGACAAGGCCUUAAAUGGAAACUAUAGUGCUGAUCUGGAUGCAUUAAGCAUACUCAAGCUUAGGAUGCAUUUACGGCAGUAUGCGGAUGAUUUUGCCAAGGCUAUGGCAACUAACGGGCAUUCCAAAGUGUUCCGUACGAUUCGAGAUGAAAACGAUCCAGAGUUCCGCAGGCCAGCCGAUGACUCAGACAACAUAUAUGACUGGAUACGGCGUUACUACCUUGAGUCCCGUGGCUCUGAGCUACCAGGAACCGUGAACCCCAUUGUGCUGCAGAAUAUGUUCCGCCAGCAGUCCAGCCCAUGGGAGAAAAUAGCGGUCAAAUACCUUGAGAAGAUUUCCUCCGCGAUUCACUCUUACAAUGAGAAAAUUUUGGCAGAGAUUCUGCCAGACGACGAUGUGAGAGAGAUGCUUUGGAGAAUUAUCUGUUCUCGGGAACACGAGACAUACAAUCAAGCGUACGAACAACUCCUCAAGAUACUGAACGACGAACGUGGGGGUAUUCUGCAGACUGUCAACCAUUACUAUGCCGAUACUCUAUCGUCGAUCCGUCAAGAAAGAGUCAUAGUGAGGCUUGAGACACUUGGGCUCCGUGAUGGAAUUAACUUUGAUAUGAGCAGGGUGUUGCAAGGAGUACAUUUGAGCAACGAGGAUCAGGCGAUCUUCGAUAUCCAUGAUAUUUUGAAGGCUUACUACAAGGUAGCCAUGAAGCGCUUCACGGACAAUGUCGUCGUUCAAGUUUCUGAGCGAUACAUAUUAGGAGAUGGGAGUCCCGUGAAAAUGUUCUCGCCUGAUAUGGUUGGCGAGUCUGAAGAGGAUAAGUUGACGGAAAUUGCGGGUGAGAACUUCGCCACGGCAGGCCGGCGAAACGACUUGGUUUCCAAAGCUGCGCGUUUCAAAGAAGCAUUGGAAAUUGCGAAACGAGCUGUGCUCUGA
Messenger RNA from Penicillium verrucosum, 2019 nucleotides. Its product is annotated as dynamin family protein. The record is from RefSeq and is a predicted model, not a curated record. Lineage: Eukaryota; Fungi; Ascomycota; Eurotiomycetes; Eurotiales; Aspergillaceae. The transcript is spliced from 8 exons. Gene Ontology annotation, molecular function: microtubule binding; GTP binding; GTPase activity. Bases 1 to 2019 code for a protein of 672 amino acids. Gene Ontology annotation, cellular component: microtubule; cytoplasm; membrane.